UCGAGGUCAGAGAGUUUCUCGCCUCUGGUCUCCUCCCAGUUCUCCAAGGCACUGAGGGCCAGGCAGGAAGCAUCGGUUUCCUCAAAGCCGCUUCCCUCCUGGGGCAGAGUCUCGGUCACAAACAACCACCACCGGCCCACCCUGCCCCUCCUUCCCUCUUCACUGUGAGCUCAGAGCAGCAAGACAAAGUGCUCGGGACAAGGACAUUGGGCUGAGAGUAGCCAUGGGCUCUGGAGGAGAGAGCCUCCUGGGGGGCAGGGGUUCCCUGCCUCUGCUGCUCCUGCUCAUCAUGGGAGGCAUGGCUCAGGACUCCCCGCCCCAGAUCCUAGUCCACCCCCAGGACCAGCUGUUCCAGGGCCCUGGCCCUGCCAGGAUGAGCUGCCGAGCCUCAGGCCAGCCACCUCCCACCAUCCGCUGGUUGCUGAAUGGGCAGCCCCUGAGCAUGGUGCCCCCAGACCCACACCACCUCCUGCCUGAUGGGACCCUUCUGCUGCUACAGCCCCCUGCCCGGGGACAUGCCCACGAUGGCCAGGCCCUGUCCACAGACCUGGGUGUCUACACAUGUGAGGCCAGCAACCGGCUUGGCACGGCAGUCAGCAGAGGCGCUCGGCUGUCUGUGGCUGUCCUCCGGGAGGAUUUCCAGAUCCAGCCUCGGGACAUGGUGGCUGUGGUGGGUGAGCAGUUUACUCUGGAAUGUGGGCCGCCCUGGGGCCACCCAGAGCCCACAGUCUCAUGGUGGAAAGAUGGGAAACCCCUGGUCCUCCAGCCCGGAAGGCACACAGUGUCCGGGGGGUCCCUGCUGAUGGCAAGAGCAGAGAAGAGUGAUGAAGGGACCUACAUGUGUGUGGCCACCAACAGCGCAGGACACAGGGAGAGCCGCGCAGCCCGGGUUUCCAUCCAGGAGCCCCAGGACUACACGGAGCCUGUGGAGCUUCUGGCUGUGCGAAUUCAGCUGGAAAAUGUGACACUGCUGAACCCGGAUCCUGCAAAGGGCCCCAAGCCUAGACCGGCGGUGUGGCUCAGCUGGAAGGUCAGUGGCCCUGCUGCGCCUGCCCAAUCUUACACGGCCUUGUUCAGGACCCAGACUGCCCCGGGAGGCCAGGGAGCUCCGUGGGCAGAGGAGCUGCUGGCCGGCUGGCAGAGCGCAGAGCUUGGAGGCCUCCACUGGGGCCAAGACUACGAGUUCAAAGUGAGACCAUCCUCUGGCCGGGCUCGAGGCCCUGACAGCAACGUGCUGCUCCUGAGGCUGCCGGAAAAAGUGCCCAGUGCCCCACCUCAGGAGGUGACCCUAAAACCUGGCAAUGGCAGUGUCUUUGUGAGCUGGGUCCCACCACCUGCUGAAAACCACAAUGGCAUCAUCCGUGGCUACCAGGUCUGGAGCCUGGGCAACACGUCACUGCCACCAGCCAACUGGACUGUAGUUGGUGAGCAGACCCAGCUGGAAAUCGCCACCCAUAUGCCAGGCUCCUACUGCGUGCAAGUGGCUGCAGUCACUGGUGCUGGAGCUGGGGAGCCCAGUAGACCUGUCUGCCUCCUUUUAGAGCAGGCCAUGGAGCGAGCCACCCAAGAACCCAGUGAGCAUGGUCCCUGGACCCUGGAGCAGCUGAGGGCUACCUUGAAGCGGCCUGAGGUCAUUGCCACCUGCGGUGUUGCACUCUGGCUGCUGCUUCUGGGCACCGCUGUGUGUAUCCACCGCCGGCGCCGAGCUGGGGUGCACCUGGGCCCAGGUCUGUACAGAUAUACCAGUGAGGAUGCCAUCCUAAAACACAGGAAGUCUUGGCCAAAAAGGUUCUCACUUCUCCCUGUUUCUCCUGGCCUCACCCCCUCCCUCCACUGCCCCAGGAUGGAUCACAGUGACUCCCAGUGGUUGGCAGACACUUGGCGUUCCACCUCUGGCUCUCGGGACCUCAGCAGCAGCAGCAGCCUCAGCAGUCGGCUGGGGGCGGAUGCCCGGGACCCACUAGACUGUCGUCGCUCCUUGCUCUCCUGGGACUCCCGAAGCCCCGGCGUGCCCCUGCUUCCAGACACCAGCACUUUUUAUGGCUCCCUCAUCGCUGAGCUGCCCUCCAGUACCCCAGCCAGGCCAAGUCCCCAGGUCCCAGCUGUCAGGCGCCUCCCACCCCAGCUGGCCCAGCUCUCCAGCCCCUGUUUCAGCUCAGACAGCCUCUGCAGCCGCAGGGGACUCUCUUCUCCCCGCUUGUCUCUGGCCCCUGCAGAGGCUUGGAAGGCCAAAAAGAAGCAGGAGCUGCAGCAUGCCAACAGUUCCCCACUGCUCCGGGGCAGCCACCCCUUGGAGCUCCGGGCCUGUGAGUUGGGAAAUAGAGGUUCCAAGAACCUUUCCCAAAGCCCAGGAGCUGUGCCCCAAGCUCUGGUUGCCUGGCGGGCCCUGGGACCGAAACUCCUCAGCUCCUCAAAUGAGCUGGUUACUCAUCAUCUCCCUCCAGCACCCCUCUUUCCUCAUGAAACUCCCCCAACUCAGAGUCAACAGACCCAGCCUCCGGUGGCACUACAGGCUCCCUCCUCCAUCCUGCUGCCAGCAGCCCCCAUCCCCAUCCUUAGCCCCUGCAGUCCCCCUAGCCCCCAGGCCUCUUCCCUCUCUGGCCCCAGCCCAGCUUCCAGUCGCCUGUCCAGCUCCUCACUGUCAUCCCUGGGGGAGGAUCAAGACAGCGUGCUGACCCCUGAGGAGGUAGCCCUGUGCUUGGAACUCAGUGAGGGUGAGGAGACUCCCAGGAACAGCGUCUCUCCCAUGCCAAGGGCUCCUUCACCCCCCACCACCUAUGGGUACAUCAGCGUCCCAACAGCCUCAGAGUUCACGGACAUGGGCAGGACUGGAGGAGGGGUGGGGCCCGAGGGGGGAGUCUUGCUGUGCCCACCUCGGCCCUGCCUCACCCCCACCCCCAGCGAGGGCUCCUUAGCCAAUGGUUGGGGCUCAGCCUCUGAGGACAAUGCCGCCAGCGCCAGAGCCAGCCUUGUCAGCUCCUCCGAUGGCUCCUUCCUCGCUGAUGCUCACUUUGCCCGGGCCCUGGCAGUGGCUGUGGAUAGCUUUGGUUUCGGUCUAGAGCCCAGGGAGGCAGACUGCGUCUUCAUAGAUGCCUCAUCACCUCCCUCCCCACGGGAUGAGAUCUUCCUGACCCCCAACCUCUCCCUGCCCCUGUGGGAGUGGAGGCCAGACUGGUUGGAAGACAUGGAGGUCAGCCACACCCAGCGGCUGGGAAGGGGGAUGCCUCCCUGGCCCCCUGACUCUCGGAUCUCUUCCCAGAGAAGUCAGCUCCACUGUCGUAUGCCCAAGGCUGGUGCUUCUCCUGUAGAUUACUCCUGAACCGUGUCCCUGAGACUUCCCAGACGGGAAUCAGAACCACUUCUCCUGUCCACCCACAAGACCUGGGCUGUGGUGUGUGGGUCUUGGCCUGUGUUUCUCUGCAGCUGGGGUCCACCUUCCCAAGCCUCCAGAGAGUUCUCCCUCCACGAUUGUGAAAACAAAUGAAAACAAAAUUAGAGCAAAGCUGACCUGGAGCCCUCAGGGAGCAAAACAUCAUCUCCACCUGACUCCUAGCCACUGCUUUCUCCUCUGUGCCAUCCACUCCCACCACCAGGUCGUUUUGGCCUGAGGAGCAGCCCUGCCUGCUGCUCUCCCCCCACCAUUUGGAUCACAGGAAGUGGAGGAGCCAGAGGUGCCUUUGUGGAGGACAGCAGUGGCUGCUGGGAGAGGGCUGUGGAGGAAGGAGCUUCUCGGAGCCCCCUCUCAGCCUUACCUGGGCCCCUCCUCUAGAGAAGAGCUCAACUCUCUCCCAACCUCACCAUGGAAAGAAAAUAAUUAUGAAUGCCACUGAGGCACUGAGGCCCUACCUCAUGCCAAACAAAGGGUUCAAGGCUGGGUCUAGCGAGGAUGCUGAAGGAAGGGAGGUAUGAGACCGUAGGUCAAAAGCACCAUCCUCGUACUGUUGUCACUAUGAGCUUAAGAAAUUUGAUACCAUAAAAUGGUAAAGACUUGG
Molecule: messenger RNA, 3992 nt
Organism: Pan troglodytes (chimpanzee)
Lineage: Eukaryota; Metazoa; Chordata; Mammalia; Primates; Hominidae
Gene: ROBO4
Product: roundabout guidance receptor 4
Exons: 18
Coding region: 224-3319 (1031 amino acids)
Biological process (GO): homophilic cell-cell adhesion; dendrite self-avoidance; axon guidance
Cellular component (GO): plasma membrane; axon
Molecular function (GO): cell-cell adhesion mediator activity
Source: RefSeq, a predicted model, not a curated record